This is a messenger RNA of Condylura cristata (star-nosed mole), 2337 nucleotides long. It is a transcript of the gene DUSP14, whose product is annotated as dual specificity phosphatase 14. The record is from RefSeq and is a predicted model, not a curated record. Gene Ontology annotation, molecular function: MAP kinase tyrosine/serine/threonine phosphatase activity. The coding region runs from base 230 to 826 and encodes 198 amino acids. The transcript is spliced from 3 exons. Gene Ontology annotation, cellular component: cytoplasm. Gene Ontology annotation, biological process: protein dephosphorylation. NCBI's taxonomy places the organism in Eukaryota, Metazoa, Chordata, Mammalia, Eulipotyphla, Talpidae.
CUCCGCGUUUGACUGUUGAGCUGCCCAGAGGCCGGCGAUGGACGAGGCGAGGAGCUGGGUCUGAUCUGAUUUGUCUGCACUGAGAUCAGCUCUCCCUUUAGGACUUUGUCCACGCAGACCAGGACUCCAGACUUCUCAAAGAAGGUGAGUGAUUUCAAAUUCCUUGCUGGAGGAAACCAACCACUGUGGCCUCGCUUCCAAGGAUGCAAGUGUGAUUGCCGGCGCCUUCAUGAGCUCCAGAGGUCACAGCACGCUGCCACGGACUCUCAUGGCCCCCCGGAUGAUUUCUGAGGGGGACCUAGGAGGCAUUGCUCAAAUUACCUCCUCUCUCUUCUUGGGCAGAGGCAGUGUCGCCUCCAACCGGCACCUCCUGCAGUCUCGUGGGAUCACCUGCAUCGUUAAUGCCACCAUUGAGAUCCCCAAUUUCAACUGGCCCCAGUUUGAAUAUGUUAAAGUGCCUCUGGCCGACAUGCCUCAUGCCCCCAUUGGACUGUACUUUGACACCGUGGCUGACAAGAUCCAUAGUGUGAGCAGGAAGCAUGGGGCCACCUUGGUGCACUGUGCUGCAGGGGUGAGCCGCUCGGCCACUCUCUGCAUCGCUUACCUGAUGAAAUUCCAUAACGUGUGCCUGCUGGAGGCAUACAACUGGGUGAAAGCCCGGAGGCCUGUCAUCAGGCCCAACGUAGGCUUCUGGAGGCAGCUGAUAGACUAUGAGCGCCAGCUUUUUGGGAAGUCGACAGUUAAGAUGGUACAGACACCUUAUGGCAUAGUUCCAGACGUUUAUGAGAAAGAGUCCCGCCACCUGAUGCCUUACUGGGGGAUUUAAUGCCACCACAGCCUGCAUCAGCAGCCCCUUGAGCAGUACCAGCAUCUGCUACACACCGUCUGCUCCCCUCUUCACCUUUCUUUUCAAAUAGUUGACUUUUGGUUCUUCCUGAAGUGUUUUCUACACUGGGUGUUCGAGCUUAUUUUAAAGAGGGGAGGAACAUAAGGGGAAAGCAUACAUUGCUAGUCACAUUUUUAAAACUAACAUUUUGGAAUAGUGUUUAUGAAAAUCUUUAACUGGCUUUUAAUCAUUUUAAUCAUUUUUAACACUUUGAACAGUUUAGUAAACUGUUUAUUUAGUUCUGCUCUAUUCUGAAACCCAUGCCUUUUGACUUCAGGGCAGGGGCAGGUAGAGCUCAGUGCAAAAACCACUUUGGGCCCUGUCAGCCCUCUAGAGAUGAGCUUUCUCCCAGGCUGCCCACCAACAAUGGCUUAGGGAAGACUGGCACCAGCUUCAGUCUCUAGGGGAGUAACCUUACUCUUUUCCUCUAUUAUUUAGUGACUCUGUAAAUUAAAACAAAUUUAGCUGUUGAGUUACAAUAUCUGCAAAAACCUUCUCGGGAUCAUUGUGCCCCAAGAUUACUAUAUGAGCAUUAUUUUUAAUAAAAAUAUCUGCAUAACACAUUAGAAUUUUUACUAAUGAGAAUUUGAGGGGGGAAAUAGCAGAACGUAUAUAUACACUCUGAAGAAAUGUGCUGUGUCCACUUGUCUCUUGGUGAGAGGAGGGCACCAAAGCAAGUCCUCCAUCAGAGACAUCACUUACUUUUUAACAGAAGGUUUGCUUUUGGUUGACUAUCUGCACACAAAAAUGCCCCAGCCCAAACCACAGUGCAAGACAGAAGUAAUAGGAAUGGCCGCCUCUGUUGAAACCUGGAAGGGUCACCCCGCUCACUGCCCCAAUACAGCCGACAACCCCACUUACCUGGGACUUAGACGUUUAAUUAGCUCUUUUCUGACUCUGCGCUCCUGGGAAACCAGUGAAUGACCAGGGUGUCCUUAUCUGAGCAACAGUUUUCUAGAUUUUUUGGGUCUAUUUUGGCAAGGGCCAUAAAUAUGCUGCCAGUGGCUGCACAUUUAUAUAAACCAUGUUUUCAGAAAUGGGCAACGACCAUAGUUUGCACUUAAAUUCUACCUUUUGUUUCCUAACACAUCUGCUUUUACAAGUGUGCACCACUGUCUAAAUAGGGAAAUUAAAAUCAGAAGUGCCCAUAAAUGCUACAUGAUCAAAAAUAACAGAACAAAGCCCUAAUAACCCAAGGAGGCUCUUAGUGUCUUUAGUAUGAAGGUAAGCUAGCUGGUAGUCUCUGGAGAAUAACAUGCUUCACACUACUAUAGUUAGAACACAUGUGAUGACAAAUCCUGGCUAAUUAAGGAAAAUUUCCUAUAAAAAUCCUGGCAGACAUCACACUCGGCUAUAACUAAGAGCAUUUUUAGCACUUGGGAAGCCUGCACUUGACCUUUCUCUAAAUGUCAAGAGAGUUUACUAGUUGUCACAAAGGAAGGUGUACCUUG